GUAUGUGUGUAUAUAUAUGCCUCAGUGCCUAGUUACCACCGCUCAAAACAAAACCUCAUUCACUUCCAAAUAUUCAUUGCCCAAAGAUGCUAGCCAAACCCCACCAUUUUAUUCCAACGUGCUUCUCUUCACCAACAAAGUUACCGGCGGUGGUGCACCGAGUGCCAUCACAAGUCAAAAUAGCACCUCCACACGCCAUAUCCAUUCCCACAUCAAAUAAUACCCAUGCUUCAAGCCCUUCAAUCCUAGAUCAUGCUGCUGAUGACUCCGUGGCCGCAUAUUGGGACUACCAAUUCCUAUUUGUGUCACAGCGCUUUGAGACAACCAAACCGAUCACUCUUUGCGUUGUGGACGGUGCAAUACCCCAUGACUUUCCCUCCGGUACGUAUUACUUGACCGGACCAGGGCUGUUCACCGAUGACCAUGGCUCAACAGUUCACCCACUAGAUGGUCAUGGCUACCUUAGGGCUUUCACUUUUGAUGGGGUAUGCAGAGAGGUUAAAUUCAUGGCUAGGUAUGUUAGAACUCAAGCUCAAGCGGAGGAGUAUGAUCCUGCAACUGACACGUGGCGUUUCACCCAUCGAGGACCAUUUUCAGUGCUGAAAGGGGGACAGAAGGUUGGGAAUACGAAGGUGAUGAAGAACGUGGCUAAUACAAGUGUGCUGCGGUGGGGAGGGAGGCUAUUGUGUUUGUGGGAAGGUGGAGAGCCAUAUGAGAUUGAAUCAGAGACGUUGGAUACAAUUGGGAGGCUCGAUGUGAUUGAUGGUUGUGAUUCGCCGCCGCAUAGUGGGAAGAAUAGCGGUGGUAUAUGGGAUGUAGCUGCCGGCCUUUUGAAGCCAAUUUUGUAUGGAGUGUUUAAAAUGCCACCAAAGCGACUGUUGUCUCAUUACAAGGUCGAUGCUCGCAUGAACAGACUCCUUACGGCGUCAUGCAAUGCAGAGGACAUGCUACUUCCGCGCAGUUCCUUCUCAUUUUACGAAUUUGAUUCAAAUUUCAAGUUGCUGAUGAAGCAAGAGUUCAAUAUCCCUGAUCACUUGAUGAUCCAUGAUUGGGCCUUCACGGAAACUCAUUAUAUACUAUUUGCUAAUCGCAUCAAGCUUGAUCUUGCAGGUUCAAUGGCAGCAGUGUGUGGGAUAUCUCCUAUGAUAUCGGCGUUAUCGGUGAAUCCUAGUAAGCCCACAACUCCCAUAUAUUUACUUCCUCGAUUUCCAGAUAAAUGUGGUAGAAGUCGAGAUUGGAGAGUGCCUGUUGAAGCUCCUUCACAGUUUUGGUUGCUACAUGUUGGCAAUGCUUUUGAGGUUAAGGAUGUCAAUGGGGAUUCAGAGAUCCAAAUACUGGCAGCCACUUGUUCUUACCAGUGGUUCAACUUUCAAAAACUAUUUGGAUAUAAUUGGCAAAAUGGUAAGCUAGACCCUUCUGCUAUGAAUGUCAACGGAGGUGAAAAUGAGCCGAUGGCACGUCUUGUUCAGGUAUUCAUUCAACUGGAUACCAAUGGGAACAUAAAAAGAUGUAGUGUGGAGCCUUUGAAUCAGAGGAAAGACUCGUCAGAUUUUCCUGCUAUUAACCCAGUCUUUUCUGGGAGCAGGAACAAGUACAUUUAUGCAGCAUCUUCUUCUGGGUCUCGCACAACAUUGCCGCACUUUCCCUUUGAUACCGUGGUGAGGCUGAACCUGUGCAGCAAAUCUACCCAUACAUGGUCUGUCGGUAAUCGGAGAUUCAUUGGCGAGCCUAUUUUUGUCCCUAAAGGAGAUGAAGAAGACGAUGGAUACCUUCUUGUGGUUGAGUAUGCCGUUUCAGUACAAAGGUGCUAUCUUGUAAUUCUCGAUCCUAAGAGGAUUGGGGAAGACAAUGCACUCGUAGCAAGACUUGAAGUCCCCAAACACCUGAAUUUCCCUCUCGGUUUUCAUGGUUUUUGGGCUGCUGACAAUUAAUUAGUUUUUGAUAUUAUUAAGAUUCUGGGAUCUCUGUAUAUAUUUUUGGAUUCUUGUAAUGUUAAGUUGCUUCUUUUUGCUAGCCCGAAUUCAAUAUCAACUAGCUCAGAGAAAAUAAUAUUUUCCAUU
Juglans microcarpa x Juglans regia is the source of this 2060-nucleotide messenger RNA. RefSeq names its product carotenoid cleavage dioxygenase 7, chloroplastic. The transcript is spliced from 7 exons. Gene Ontology annotation, cellular component: chloroplast stroma. Gene Ontology annotation, molecular function: 9-cis-epoxycarotenoid dioxygenase activity. The record is from RefSeq and is a predicted model, not a curated record. Gene Ontology annotation, biological process: carotene catabolic process. Lineage: Eukaryota; Viridiplantae; Streptophyta; Magnoliopsida; Fagales; Juglandaceae. The coding region runs from base 87 to 1931 and encodes 614 amino acids.